AUGCUACUCGGCAAACAUCUAAACAUGCAAAUGUGGAAAGUGCUUCUGGAUUCCAACGCAGCGGAGCAAGCCGCGCGAAUGGCAGCGAUGGAGAAUGCUACACAAAAGGCGAAAGAACUCAUCGACGAGUUGGUUCUUCAACGCAACAGGGCACGUCAAACACAGAUCACAACGGAAAUCUCCGAGAUUGUCAUCAGCAGGUUUUACCGGGACUAUGGACGCCUCCAGGACAUUAUCGCUAUCCUGGCGUAG
Geodia barretti is the source of this 252-nucleotide messenger RNA. The record is from the annotation of a GenBank genome assembly. Lineage: Eukaryota; Metazoa; Porifera; Demospongiae; Tetractinellida; Geodiidae.